Gongylonema pulchrum is the source of this 396-nucleotide messenger RNA. NCBI's taxonomy places the organism in Eukaryota, Metazoa, Nematoda, Chromadorea, Rhabditida, Gongylonematidae. The record is from the annotation of a GenBank genome assembly.
AUGCUCAGCUCAUCACUUAUCAACUUAUCCAGAUGUGUUCACUGUCACCAGGCUAUCUCAUCGGCCGCUGCUGCUCUUUUCACAAGUCGGUUUUCUUCAACAACAGUGCCAGAUUUUGAUGUACUGGCCCGGAAAUUUCAACAGUGGAAUGAGAAAAAAAGCGAUGGCGAUGUGGCUCUCUCGGAUGAGCUCGUCGAAAACAGAGAAUGGCUAAGGUGGGUGAACACAGAAGUGAUCGAUUCGAAAUCGUUUUCUUCGUACAAUGGGUCUGGGUGUUCCAAUCCAAAACUAACGUCUGAAGCUAACUUCAGUAAUCGAUCUAAGUGUAGCAAUUGUGACUUAAAUAGCAGGAGCUUAGGAGGGAUCGGUGUGCGAUUUCCUGUACCAGUACUUUAA